Messenger RNA from Strongylus vulgaris, 141 nucleotides. The record is from the annotation of a GenBank genome assembly. Lineage: Eukaryota; Metazoa; Nematoda; Chromadorea; Rhabditida; Strongylidae.
AUGGUGUCACCAUCUUUUAUCGAAAAAUUCACGAAAUUCCUUGACGAACACGGUUAUCCCUAUCACAUUGCCAUAGAGGAUCUCAAAAAGUCAGCUUACUUUCAUAUUUUAACUUCAAAAAAUUUCUGCGUAUUAAAUUAA